Microtus oregoni (creeping vole) is the source of this 5332-nucleotide messenger RNA. It is a transcript of the gene Col8a1, whose product is annotated as collagen type VIII alpha 1 chain. Bases 427 to 2667 code for a protein of 746 amino acids. The record is from RefSeq and is a predicted model, not a curated record. The transcript has 4 exons. Lineage: Eukaryota; Metazoa; Chordata; Mammalia; Rodentia; Cricetidae. Gene Ontology annotation, molecular function: protein binding.
UUUUUCCCACCUCUGUUUCCACUCCUGUCUCCGCCCUCCCACGUCCCUGACUCUCCCCACUCCGGCAAGCUCCGGUCUCUACCCUCUCUGCCCCUCCCCAGACAAGUGUCCGACUCCACGGGGGCAGCCGGCCCGCCGCCGGCCGCCGGGCUCAAUCUCUGCCCACCUACUGUGAGGAGCAGCUCCGCCCACCUGUCCAUAAAAGCCAAGUGCAAGUUACCCGCACAGCGCAGAGGUCCAGAGCCCUUCCUCGGUCCUCUCCGUGGGAGCCCGAAUCCCUGUCUCCCAGAUCUUAGGAGCUCAAGAAGCUGUUCUGGAAAUAAAGAAAAUCCUGUGACGAGACAGGCCCCAGGCCCGCGGUGCUACAACAAGAGGCAAAGAGGAAUACUCGUCCUCCAUUCCCCUGGCCAGCCAAGUCUAAAUGUGAUGGCUGUGCCACCCAGGCCUCAACAGCUGCUGGGAGUGCUGCUCACCAUCAUCUCACUGAGCUCCGUCAGGCUCGCUCAGGCUGGUGCCUACUAUGGAAUCAAGCCGCUGCCACCUCAAAUUCCUCCUCAGAUACCACCGCAAAUUCCACAAUACCAGCCCCUGGGCCAGCAAGUACCUCACAUGCCAUUGGGCAAAGAUGGCCUUUCCAUGGGCAAGGAGAUGCCUCACAUGCAGUAUGGCAAAGAGUACCCACACCUACCCCAAUAUAUGAAGGAAAUCCAACCUGUGCCAAGAAUGGGCAAGGAGGUGGUACCCAAGAAAGGCAAAGGAGAAAUACCUUUAGCCAGUUUGCGAGGAGAACAAGGUCCCCGUGGAGAACCUGGACCAAGAGGACCACCUGGGCCACCAGGUUUGCCAGGUCAUGGAAUGCCUGGAAUCAAAGGAAAACCAGGGCCACAGGGAUAUCCAGGAAUUGGAAAGCCGGGUAUGCCUGGGAUGCCUGGAAAGCCAGGAGCCAUGGGAAUGCCUGGAGCCAAAGGUGAAAUUGGACCCAAAGGGGAAGUCGGGCCUAUGGGAAUCCCAGGACCACAAGGACCUCCAGGACCUCAUGGACUUCCUGGCAUCGGGAAACCGGGUGGGCCAGGGUUACCAGGGCAACCAGGAGCAAAAGGUGAAAGAGGGCCCAAAGGACCACCCGGACCUCCGGGUCUUCAGGGUCCCAAAGGAGAGAAGGGCUUCGGGAUGCCAGGCUUGCCGGGUCUGAAGGGUCCUCCAGGUAUGCAUGGCCCUCCUGGCCCAGUUGGGCUGCCAGGAGUCGGAAAACCAGGUGUAACAGGCUUUCCUGGACCCCAGGGUCCCCUGGGGAAGCCAGGCCCUCCAGGGGAACCUGGACCACAAGGUCUUAUUGGUGUGCCAGGAGUUCAAGGACCUCCCGGGAUGCCUGGAGUUGGAAAACCGGGCCAGGAUGGAAUCCCUGGCCAGCCAGGAUUUCCAGGUGGUAAAGGGGAGCAAGGACUGCCAGGGUUGCCUGGACCCCCAGGCCUCCCAGGGGUUGGAAAGCCAGGCUUCCCAGGACCCAAAGGGGACCGGGGCAUUGGGGGUGUUCCUGGGGCUCUUGGACCAAGAGGGGAAAAAGGACCAGCAGGUGCUCCUGGAGUGGGAGGUCCUCCUGGAGAACCAGGCCUACCUGGAAUGCCAGGGCCCAUGGGCCCACCAGGUGCUAUUGGUUUCCCUGGGCCCAAAGGAGAAGGUGGGGUGGCAGGACCACAGGGUCCACCAGGUCCUAAGGGUGAGCCAGGCCUCCAAGGCUUCCCUGGAAAGCCAGGUUUUCUUGGUGAAGUAGGUCCCCCUGGCAUGAGGGGUUUGCCUGGUCCUAUUGGACCCAAGGGAGAAGCUGGUCACAAAGGGUUGCCAGGGCUUCCUGGAGUUCCGGGGCUGCUUGGACCCAAGGGAGAACCAGGCAUACCCGGGGAUCAGGGUCUACAGGGACCCCCAGGCAUUCCAGGGAUUGUAGGACCUAGUGGCCCUAUUGGACCACCUGGGAUUCCAGGCCCCAAAGGAGAACCAGGCCUCCCAGGUCCCCCUGGAUUUCCAGGUGUAGGGAAGCCAGGAGUGGCAGGCCUUCACGGUCCCCCGGGGAAACCUGGUGCCCUUGGGCCUCAGGGCCAGCCUGGUCUUCCUGGGCCCCCAGGCCCUCCAGGGCCCCCAGGACCCCCAGCUGUGAUGCCCCCUACACCACCGCCCCAGGGAGAAUACCUGCCAGACAUGGGACUAGGAAUUGAUGGAGUGAAACCUCCGCAUGCCUAUGCGGGCAAGAAGGGCAAGAACGGUGGGCCAGCCUAUGAGAUGCCAGCGUUUACUGCAGAGCUGACUGCCCCUUUCCCACCGGUGGGGGCCCCAAUAAAGUUUGACAAGCUGCUCUACAACGGCAGACAGAACUACAACCCACAGACGGGCAUCUUCACCUGUGAAGUCCCGGGUGUCUACUACUUUGCUUACCAUGUUCACUGCAAGGGAGGCAACGUGUGGGUUGCGCUCUUCAAGAACAACGAACCCGUGAUGUACACUUACGACGAGUACAAGAAGGGUUUUCUGGACCAGGCUUCUGGGAGUGCAGUCCUGCUCCUCCGACCUGGAGACCGGGUGUUCCUACAAAUGCCCUCAGAACAGGCGGCCGGACUGUACGCCGGGCAAUAUGUCCACUCCUCCUUUUCAGGAUAUUUAUUGUAUCCCAUGUAAAAAAAAAUGAAAAAGAAAAAAAGAAAGAAAAAGAGAGAUUUAAUAGAAGAAAAGAAAAUGACACAUCAAAAAAUCCAAUUAUAAACAAUGCUUCAAAACACUUAAAUAGUUGGAAAGUUGUUUUUAAGUGAAAGUUUAGACCAUCAUGUACAAAUAAAAACUAAGAUGCAUGUUUAAUACUGUGCACAGCAGAUUGUAACAGAAUGAUGGGACAGAUUUAUGGAUCAAGUACAGACAUGUGUGUUGUGCCCACUGGACACACAUUAGCUGUUGCACGUUAUAUGAUGAUUUCAUAGCCUACUUAUUCAAAUCAGUCAAAAUAUGUCAGUCUGGAUGAUCAUAGCUAAUGAAAGUCACUCCUUCCUUGUGCUCCCUUGAAAAAGUAUUUUUGAAUAUGCCUUGAGAGGUUCCCGGUGACAGCUACAUACAGUAUUUAUUUGCAUAAUUUCCUCUCUAUUUGUGCAGAUGCUUUGCUGUGGGAUGUGGGAGAGUUGUUCUGUAGUGCCAAGACCAUGGUAAUCUCUAGUCCAAAGGCGAUUUCUCCAUGUCAGAGGCUGUGCGUUUAGCUGCAGGACUACUUAGUCAGAACUGUGCGUUAGUGGUCUCCCCAGAGGAGCAGGUGUGUCGACGGCCCAUUGCAUAUUUGCUCAGCACUCUCUUUGUCGAGAACUGGGUGAGGGUCUAGUGUGUGAUAUAACGCAGAGUGCUCAGGGUUCGUAAUUUAGCUGAGAGACGUUAAUGCAUUAGCUCACCUAAAGAGCUUCAGUUUGGCAUUUUUCUGGAACCCAAUUUUCUUUUUCUUUUCUUUUUUCUUCUUCUUCCUUCCCAUAAUUUAUACUAUAGCCUAAACAAUAUAAACAUAUUUUUAAAAAGUCUUCCUCAAAUAACUUUGCCACUUUGUGAACUUUUAUUAUUAAAAGCAACUAUCAGUUAUGUUUACAUGUGUUUAAAAAAAAUCCCCCUAAUUUGCCCAUACAACCAAUGGUAGUAAGGUUUCCAUUUGUCCAUACGUGUUUUAGUAGCUGUGUUUUUUCCAAGUAACUAUGAAUUUUAAAAAUAUGAUUUAUAUUAUGAGGUUCCAAAGUCAUUUGCCAAAAUCCAAGCCAUUUUUUUUUAAUUGGGGGGGAAAAAAACGUUCAGAAUUAUAUGCAAAAAUAAUUAAUUUUAAAAGAGUAAUUAAAAGAUUUGAUAUUUAAUAGCAGAUGUGUUGUUUCCAGCUAUAGUAACUAAAAUUGUAGGGAAAUGACCGUUUCUUUAACAUCAGCCUUUGGAAGAGGUGGCUGGAAUGUCACAAAGCUCUGGGAGCCCAUGCCUAUGACGUCACCACACACUCAGCAGCACAGCCGAAACAGGUUUGAAAGGAGAAAGAAAUGUUUCAGAGUCUCACUAAGGCACAGACUAGAUCCUUUGGGCACUGCUCCAAACACAAGCAGUUGAAAGUUUCCUCUUCAUUUGCUGUUAGGUAUUUGGGGAAAUAACGUGGGGCUGCAACGAUGAUCUCAUCUCCUCUCCUCAGAAUUUGAGAGUCAGGAAUUGAAGAGAUAGACAUAGAUUGGAAAAGACACAAAUAAAUACAGUAUAAAACUUGGGCUAUUCCAAAUCUGAAUUAUUUUACCACCACAAAUUUUCUUAUCCUGGCUUAAUCUUCGUCUUUUCCUUUUUAUGAUACACAGGCUCCAUUUUUCUCAAAUUUUAAGACAAAUGAGUUCAUUAGCACAAGGUUUCUCAUUCACGGUUCAUUGUACAAAGCACUUUCUCAUCUGAAAGGAGUCCUACCUAGCCUUCACUUGCAAAGUAAGCAGCAUUUCUGUGGAUAGCUGUCCUUUGGGUUGCUCCUGAGGACACUGGCUUGUAGUGAGUGACUGACUGGAAGUCACAGGGGUCCCUGGGAUCUCUGUUAAAUGCUACAUUAAAAUGAUUUGACGGACAGAUGGGCCAGCCGCAUCAUAAAGUUGCUCUUAUCUGUACAUGUAUGGUAUUUUAGUCUCCACAAAGAAAGGUAGAAAUUAUCUCUUAAGUUAAACCAAAUUUCACUUUUUGAGAUAUUUUCCAACUUAUUUAUUGGUUGUUACUCAAUUGCCUAUAUGUGUGUGUGCAUGUGUGUGUGUGUGUGUGUGUGCAUGUGUGUGUUAUCAUAUAUCAGGCAUAUGCUUCUAAACUUUUAAAUGGAGGAGGAGCAAAAUCUAUGCCGGAUACUGUAUAUUCUACCAUGGUGCUAAUAUCAGAGCUAAAUGAUACUCCAUUUAAUUUAAAGAAGAGUUUUAAGUAAUUAUCUAUGUCCCCGCGUUUCCCUUUGGAGUGCUGUACAUCAUGUUAACACAUUAGUGUGAAAGCAGGUGAAACAACUAUAUGUUCUACAGCCUAGGGACACUAAUGAUCCCUAUUUAAGUCAAAAUUAACUAGAGCUUUUCCAUGUGAAAUAGACCAAACUGGCAUUGUUCUUAUUUAAACACAGAGUUUUAAAGUAGUAUGACAUCCCACAGGGGAAAAGAAUGUCUGUAGAGGAUAAUUGUCCUCGGAUAUUUUACAGAAACAAAGAGUGAUGAAAAGACUGGUAACUUGUUUGGGUUUCCAUGAAUAGAUUUGAGACUUAAUGGCAAAUCAAUUUUGUAUUUAAAUUUUUGUACUGAUUUGAAAAACAGAUCAUUAAAUAUCUUUAAAAGUA